CUACUCCAGAGAUUCAAUCAACAUCUCAAUGAAGUCUUUGUCAAAAUCAUUCCUUAACAUAACAGGAUUAUAAAAGAUCGUUCUGCGAGCAAAAACUCGAGUGGAGUGGAAGUUUGCUCUCAAGAUGCGAUUCGAACUUUUUUCAACGGUUUUCGUUAGUUACUUAGCUGGUUUAUGUGCUGCCGAAGAUGUUCAACCUGGAACGAUGACUUGGGCAGAUAAGCUUAAAAAGGACCUGUUCGUGAACUACGAUCGGACUAACCGGCCAACGCAACACUACAAUGUGACCAACGUCAAAGUUGGAAUGUCCGUCAGACACAUUGACAUCGACGAAGUGUCCUCAAUUUUCACUGUCAGCAACUGGAUCAAUAUGGAAUGGACAGAUGAAAAGCUAAGGUGGAAUCCUGAAGACUACGGUGAUCUCAAAAUCAUUCGAACUAGUGCGGAAAGCAUCUGGAAGCCGGAUCUUCUUUUGUACAAUAACGCAAAAACCUCCAACAUUGAUCACUUUGGCUUGACGGACGUAUUGAUUUACAACGACGGAAAAAUCUUGUGGGUUCCUCCGACGGAUUUUCAUACCUUCUGUCGGCUGAACCUUCGUCUGUGGCCGUUUGAUCAGCAGACUUGUCACGUCAAGCUUGGAUCGUGGGUUCACGACGCGUUGAGCCUUAAUCUUACCUUGAAUACAAAACCCAGGGUUGACACAACUGAUGAUGAAAGCGAAGUGUGGACUAUUCAAAACAUAACUGUAAGACACAACACGGUCACUUACGAAUGCUGUCCCGAGCCCUACGUUGAUGUCGAGUACUUUUUCACCGUUAAAAGGACUUCUUCCUGCUACGUAGUCGUUGUGAGUCCAAUCAUACUGAUUUUACUAUUGACGCUGUCCGUGUUUUGGUUACCUCCUCACUGCCCUGAAAAGAUCGUCCUCAACGGAAUAGUCAUGAUGAUCGCGACAGCACUUUUGAUCUACUUUUCCAUUCAGCUACCCAUCCGGUAUGGAAACGCCCCUCUAGUUGUGAUCUUCACCAUUACCACGUUGUUCCAGACCGCCUUCGGAGCAACCCUCUCCGCGAUCGUAAUCAAAAUUUGUCGAAUCAAGCACACCCGACCGGUUCCACGACUGCUCAGAAGAGCGCUACUGGAAGGCCGUUUAGAAUCGAUGCUGGAGUUGGGAUGCACUUUACUGCCGCCGUACGAGGAUAAGGAAAUCGAAGGAAAUCAGGAAGAGAUUGUAGACGUCGCGAUACGGGAUUGGUGCCGGCUGGCUGGAUUGCUGGAUAGGGGGAUAUUUGCGAGUUAUCUUGUGAUGUUUUGCAUUGCGUUUGUAUGGUGUGCUGUUUAG
Messenger RNA from Culex quinquefasciatus (southern house mosquito), 1345 nucleotides. RefSeq names its product neuronal acetylcholine receptor subunit alpha-2. The transcript has 6 exons. Gene Ontology annotation, cellular component: neuron projection; postsynaptic membrane; synapse. The record is from RefSeq and is a predicted model, not a curated record. Gene Ontology annotation, biological process: monoatomic ion transmembrane transport; signal transduction; regulation of membrane potential. NCBI's taxonomy places the organism in Eukaryota, Metazoa, Arthropoda, Insecta, Diptera, Culicidae. Gene Ontology annotation, molecular function: transmembrane signaling receptor activity; acetylcholine-gated monoatomic cation-selective channel activity. The coding region runs from base 125 to 1345 and encodes 406 amino acids.